ACCUCGAUCAAUAUUUUUGCACAUCAAAACUUUUUACGUUCGUCUUAUCUUUCAAAAUCGAUUCUGUAAAUCAUGUAUUCUAUAUCAUGUAUAAUAUUAACAUCCUGUGUGAUUUAAAUCUUCUACAUUAUUAUACUAUUAUACUAUUAUUCUCCUAAGAGUAAUUGCGCGACACAACCUAGAUGGCGGCACUAUGAAAUCUCUCUAGUCUCGAAUUUCACUCUGUUCUUUCUCACUAUUCCGAAACAAUCCGUUCCAACCUUGGUCUCGUCUUUGCAUCUCCUUUAACACUCCGGCGGGAGCAGAAAGCGACGAUGAAGAUGUAGCUUCAUCAUGAGCCGAAACGGAUGAACAGGAUAUUGAUGCUCUAUCCAUGAAAUCAACAAGAACCAGCGACAAGAACAGUUUCUCAACUUCUCGGCCACAUACAUGUGAAGAACAGAAAUGUCGAUCUUUUGCGUGAGAUGAUUCUUCUCUUUCUAUUUUUUUUUUCAUCUUAUUUAUAGCAUAGAUAGUUACUUGCGUUUAUCUUAUUGGACGAGUUGGAAUAUGCACGACCAAGGAGACAAGUUUUUAGAGGUUAUGUAGAGCAAACUUUGAACAUAGUGUACCAGGUGUAUAUGUUUUUAUCGACUUGCGUGCAAUAUCUUUAAAACCUUUGACGAUAUCGACAAGUUUUGAUGGUGGAUUUAAGGAAAACUGAUUUUAUAGGAUUAGAUCUUUGUAUAGGAGAUCCAGAAAAAGUGGCAAUAACUGGAAUUUUGGCCUCUUUCGCUGCCGUGUUGCGUUUGAUGGAGUUGACCAUCAACCUGAUUCAUCCUCUCACCAUUCUCAUGCUCCGCCAAUCUGGUAAAUUAAUCGUUUAUGGUACAACUCAAAGUAAAAAUUUGAUGACCAAAUCGUUCUGGAGGCUACGCUCUAUUACGAUAUUCUCUCCUCGAUUGGCGGUUGCGGAGUUAAGGAUGCAACAACCGUUCAUCCCGUAUCAGAGAAACGUGUUGGACAUGGUGGAGGAAACAUUCCCGCGGAAAGAGGAUGUCAUGUUCAGGGAGAGGCUGAUGGAAAAGAAGGCUGAGCUCGAUGACGAAGAUAAUGUUAACAACCCGACAUCCGAAAGAAACGUGAACGACAAAGGGGUUGAAACGAAAUUGGAAGAGUUGGAAGAGAUGGAAGGGAUGAGCGAUGAAACUAAGGAGAAUAUUGAGGGGGAAGGGCCCGAGGAAGAGAAAGAGGAGAAG
Molecule: messenger RNA, 1238 nt
Organism: Apis dorsata (giant honeybee)
Lineage: Eukaryota; Metazoa; Arthropoda; Insecta; Hymenoptera; Apidae
Exons: 3
Source: RefSeq, a predicted model, not a curated record